Molecule: messenger RNA, 2498 nt
Organism: Strigops habroptila (Kakapo)
Lineage: Eukaryota; Metazoa; Chordata; Aves; Psittaciformes; Psittacidae
Gene: COQ5
Product: coenzyme Q5, methyltransferase
Exons: 7
Coding region: 1042-1980 (312 amino acids)
Biological process (GO): ubiquinone biosynthetic process
Molecular function (GO): methyltransferase activity
Source: RefSeq, a predicted model, not a curated record
GGCUGUGCCUGGGCUGGCUGUACUCUGGCGGUGCUCGGCCUCCCCCUCUUUGUCCUCACGGCUGGGCUGCCUGAACGUGGCUGCUUGCGGGCGGCUGUACAGCGGUCUGUGAGUGCAACGUGAGAGAGGCUCUCCGGGUCACUUCUCUGAUAGGCAAAGAUCAUCUCUCCCUAAAGCUGAGGCAGACAAAAGAAACCCAAACAAAACAGCCCAAAAAAACGUGUGAUGCUCUGAGAGGCAUCUAACGGCAAAGAACAUAGAGCAAAACAAAAUCAGAGUGUCACGCUUUGCACAAUUCUGCAUAAAAAACAUGAGAAAACCGUGUUAGGACCUGGUGGUGGCGCUGCUGUCCCCACAUCGCGGCGGGGGAGGUGGUUCGUCCUCGGGGAGUGCAGGCUCACGUCUCGUUUCUUAACCUGUUAUGAGGAAGGGUUAUGGGACUUCUUUGUGUCUACAAAGCUGACACAAUUUCUGGCUGAUUCAAAUAAUGUGAUAAGCGGGGCAGCUUUUUAGGGGAAAAAAAGGCGGAAAAGGUCCCUUAUUUGUAGUAAUGUUCCUGACAGGAAUCAGAGGCAACCUUUCACUGCUCCCCUCAUGGGAACGCACAGACCAACCCUCCCACCUCCUCCCGAUGAGGUUUUACUUUAGCCAGGAAACUGCAGAACUAAAAAUCUAAAGAGAUUAGGGCAAAAAUACUUGCAAAAUUACCCAAAUACGCUGUGUGGAGUGUCUUAGGUUUGGGGUUUUUUGUGUUAGGCUUGUUUUUUAACCCUGUCAGGUACGUUGCACCAGCACACAACCAGUUGGUAGCACCGGGGUGUUUGGGGCCGGACCUCGCGUUCCCUCAGAGCUGUGGAGAAUCCCCAGCUCCCGCUGGGGCCGGCACAGCCUCGGUACAAACAGCCGGUGCGGGCGCGGAACACCGCCGCUCCGCGUUCCUGGGGCCGGGCACGGAGCCCGCCCGCCGGUCCGGCCGCGCCCCCCGGCGGUCCCGCGGCUGAGCUGCCGCUGAGGGAGUUGCGCGGGUCGUGCCCUUGCAAGAUGGCGGCGGCGGCGCUGUGCCCGUGCCAGGCCGUGCUCGCCCGCCGCGGCGGGGCUCUGCGGGCGCUCUGCGGCUCCGUGCGGGGCCUCGCUGCGGGGACACAGACGCACUUCGGCUUCCAGAGCGUGACGGAGGAGGAGAGGAGGGAGAAAAUUAACCAGGUCUUUGAAAGUGUGGCCAAGAAAUACGAUGUAAUGAAUGAUUCAAUGACUCUAGGGAUUCAUCGAGUGUGGAAGGACAUCCUUGUGCAUAAAAUGAACCCUUGCCCAGGAACACUUCUUCUUGAUGUUGCUGGAGGAACAGGUGACAUUGCCUUUCGCUUUAUUAAUUACAUUCGCUCUGCACGGGAACGGCAGCUCCAGCGGAAGCUGAGGCAACAUCAGAAUUUAUCGUGGCAGGAAAUUUCUGAGAGUUACCAGGAAGAGCAAUUUAAGCCACUAGGGGAUUCCCAAGUGGUGGUCUGUGACAUUAACAAAGAAAUGUUAAAAGUUGGGAAGCAGAAAGCACAGUAUCUUGGCUACUCUGAAGGCUUAUCCUGGGUACUUGGGAAUGCUGAAGAGUUGCCCUUUGAUGAUGAUAAGUUUGAUGUUUACACAAUUGCCUUUGGAAUCCGAAAUGUAACUCGUAUGGAUUUGGCACUUCAGGAGGCCUAUCGUGUGCUGAAACCAGGAGGAAGAUUCCUCUGCCUUGAAUUUAGUCAUGUGAGCAAUCCUAUCAUUUCCAGGCUCUAUGAUCUGUACAGUUUCCAGGUUAUCCCUGUUCUGGGUGAGGUAAUUGCUGGUGACUGGAAGUCCUACCAGUAUCUUGUGGAGAGCAUCCGACGUUUCCCCCCUCAGGAGGAGUUGAAGGCAAUGAUAGAAGAUGCAGGCUUUUUUAAAGUGGAUUAUCAGAAUUUGAACUCGGGCAUUGUUGCCAUUCAUUCAGGUUUCAAACUGUGAGUCUACUGUGUAGCAAACCAGGAAGUGUAAUUUUCCUGGCGAAUGUGAAAGGCAUGGAACUUUAUCAAGAUUGAAGAGGAGUUUUAAGAACUCGUGCAGCAGAUACUUGUUCAGCUGUCAGAUCCUGAAGAGCAUCAGCACUUCCCCCCAGAGGUCUGCGGGCUGAUGGAGUGACACCUGGGGAGUUUCUUACACUUGCAUUUCCCUUCAAGUGCAACGUAACAGACAUGGCCAAAGCUGAGCAAUGCUGACAAAAUGAAGCCACUUCAGUUACCAGUGGUGUGGGUACAGAAACAGACUAACCAGUCUUCAAAUAAGAUGCCUUCUUUUUUUACUGUGGUUCAAGAAGGAUAUUGCACCAGUGAGAAGUGACUUGAAUUUAUUAGAUUUUUAUUAAGUGGUUAUUAUCUUUGUCAUGUGGACUUUAAAGGAUUUUCCCCCGAUUCCUUUACCCUUUUCAAGGGCAAAGGGAAGACCUGUGAAAUAAAACCAGCUCUGCAUUAACUUUUUUCACUUAA